AUGAAACGAGUAAUAAUAUUAAUAGGGUUCAUCUGCUUGUUUUUUUGUAAUGCAAAUGAAGACGACGAUUUGUUACUAGGAUUAGAAAUCAUGAAAGAAGAGGAUGCCAUAAAUAUAAAGUAUAAACCUCAAAUUUUUGCAGAAAAUAAACUAAAUACAAAAUCUCAAUAAUCAAGUAAGGGCCAUUAAGAAUAAGAAUCAAAGUCGGAUAAGGGUGAAGACUAAAAUUCCAAUGAAAAAUCAGAUUAAAAGGGUAAAAGUGAUGAAGAAGAAUAAUAAUAACGAGAUGAAUAAAAAAGUAAAAGUUCAAAGAGCGAUGAUGGUGACUAGAAUGAUAAUUCAAAAGGAACUAAAGAUGAGGAGAAAUCUUAAAAUGAAAAUAAAAACAAAUAAUAAAACAAUCAUAUGUCUUAAGAUGAUAAUGAAACAGAAAACGAAUCCAAAAAAAACAAAAACUCUAAUAAGAACAAUUCUGAGGAUAAUGACGAUGAAAAUAAAGGAGAGGAUAGCAAUGUAGUUUAUGAUAAUCAAGAAGGAGCAGGUGGAGAAGAUGAAUAAUAAUUUGAAGAAGUGAAUUGGGACGAGGGAGGCGAAGAUGGUGGUGAAGGAAAUUAAAAUUAGGAUGAACAAUAUCAAGAUGAAUAAGGCGAAAAAAUAAUAGAAAAUUUGUCUGAUGAAGAUUUAGGAAAAGUUGUAAGAGAAUUAUUGAGAGGAGAUGGAUAUAGGGGAGAAUACUUGUUUGAAGAUGAUACAAAAUCUACAAAGCCUAAGAAAGCUAAUUUAGAAUAAAAUGUUGAUGAUGUUUGCUUCUAUGCUUAUGAAGAAUGUAAUUAUUAAGGAAGAGCCAUAAGACUUUGUGGUAGAUUUCCCACAAUUCCUCCUCAAUUAUCAAGAAUGACUGUAAGAUCAAUCUAGAUUCCAAGACACACAAGGAUAGAAUUCUAUUCUUCCCCUGAUUUUAAGGGGGAAAUGCAAUCUUUUAUCGGGUCAAAUAGAUGUCUUAUUAAUCCCUUCACAAUAAAUAAUCUAAGUGGAGGAAUAUUUGCUUAUUGA
This is a messenger RNA of Paramecium tetraurelia, 1053 nucleotides long. RefSeq lists its product as uncharacterized. The transcript has 3 exons. The record is from RefSeq and is a predicted model, not a curated record. Lineage: Eukaryota; Ciliophora; Oligohymenophorea; Peniculida; Parameciidae.